Molecule: messenger RNA, 1951 nt
Organism: Etheostoma spectabile (orangethroat darter)
Lineage: Eukaryota; Metazoa; Chordata; Actinopteri; Perciformes; Percidae
Exons: 2
Coding region: 151-1089 (312 amino acids)
Source: RefSeq, a predicted model, not a curated record
UCAAAGGUCAGUUCUAAUUUGGGACAGAAAAUAUCUCCAGGAGACGGAGACUGAACUGGAGCUGAGAGACGUCUGAGCUGAGUAAAAACUUUACUGUCUGGAGUGGUACAGAGUACAACAAUCUCCAUCUUUGAUCCUGAAAACAAAAAGAUGGGUGCUGUGGUGAGCAGUCUGGAGGAGCAUGGGAGAAAGAUGCGCGAAAAAGACAUGGAAGACUUUUUGGAACGACUCAACGACGGAAUGGCUCCAGAUCUGAGGGUCGACAAGCGCAUUGUGAUGUUCUCAGGUCUUUGGUCUUCAGACAAUCUGAGAAAACACUACGAGAAGAGGAAAAGGGAGGCGGGUGGCUCCGCUGAGGACUUGAUAAAGACCAUAGCAGGUAAGCUGGGUGAAUAUAUACCAGCUUCUGCACUGGGGGGCCUCGGGCCGCUUGCCAUCGCCGUCCUCAUCGACUUGGCUUCCUUCAGUCCGCCUGAGGAAAGCACCAAGGACGCUCUGCGGAGCGUGUUUGCCGAGGAGAAGGCCUCCGAUGUCUGGGAUCAGAUCGACGAGUGCCUGAAAAGAUGUGUGAUGCACAUCAACAACGACCACGAUCUGGCGACUGACAUCAGACGGAUCGAGUGCCGGCUGAGCGCCGCCAUCACCAAGCUGAAGAACUCCAUGGUGAGGGACGGCCACAUGUCGUCUCUGGCUCUGAAGGCCUGGGUGAACGGGGCAGCCUUCCACAUCCAGAUGCUGAUUCAUCUGGUGAGACUGGGAGGGACUCAAACCUGCGACCCUGUGGAGACACUCCUCUCGACUUACCUGAGAGACCUGGACACGCUGUUCAUCAAGCACAGGGAAAUGGUCGAGGCUAAAUGCAGUAUGAACCCGAUAGUUGUAUAUCAAACACUGGCGGCUAAAAUUCUGAGGGAUGAGGAUUUAAACCUCGGUUAUAAGAUGUCUACUGAUGGCGACUUUGACGAAUACUUUGAGGCUUAUUAUGAUCACAGAUACAACAGGCAGAAGACUGACAUCAAGCGUUACUUUUGCGACGUAAGGGACAACUUGCAGACGCUGGUUGAUCAAAGAGGGUACUUUAAUGUCUAAAAUACCAAAACACAUAAUGUUGCUUACCAAGUAUCUAUAUCACUUGUAUAGUAUUAUUGCUAGCAUAUUUUAUUUACUCAAAAAAUAAAGUCUUGACUUGUUGGUUCAAUAAACAUCUCAACUUCUCUCAGUAUGUUUGAAUAGGACUUGUCUCAGCAUGGUCAGACUAGGACUUGUCUCAGCAUGGUCAGACUAGACUGUAGCAGAAAACACCGUCAAAAUCAAUCAGUGGAUCAAGUUAUUCCAUCAUUUCCUAAUGAAAUAAUUUGUUCAAGUAUGCAUUCUGUUACUGACAUUUCAACUAGAAAUCUGAUUCUAGCAGCAUUACAGCUGUAACAUUUAUUUAAACAAAGAGCUUAAAAGUUGUUUAAAGCACCCAUAUUCUGCUCAUUUUCAGGUUCAUAAUUGUCCUCUAAGGUGUAAAUAGGUUUACAUGGUUUCAUGUUCAAAAAACACCAGAUUUUUGUUGUUCCUCCUUUUUUACCCUGUGUUUAGGUCUCUAUUUUAGCUACAGAGUGAGACAUCUCACUUCCGGGAGACCGCUGUCAAAGUAAAAGCCUUGUUUAUCUACUUUCACUUUUUUGGGUUCUUUCACAAAAAUACAUCUUACAUUUAGAGACCCUGUUUUACUGGUUUACAUAUGUCAUAUGGUUCGUACUAAAUAUCCAUAUUUUGUUUUUCUCAUAAUAUACAGUAUUCUUAAUACGCUGCAUAUAUCUAUAUUCUUACUAAUAGUAUAUAUAGUUUGUUCAUACAUUCAUGUUACAGUCAUCUUUAUUCUGCUCUCAUAAGGUAACUGCUAAUACACUGCAUAUAUUUUACUCUAAACAUCCUCUGUACGCCAACUGUACACUACUGUCUA